This is a messenger RNA of Cladocopium goreaui, 1017 nucleotides long. The record is from the annotation of a GenBank genome assembly. Lineage: Eukaryota; Dinophyceae; Suessiales; Symbiodiniaceae.
AUGGCAGCAGAGGAAGCAUAUCCGUGGGUAUGUCCGUGCGGCAGACUCAACAAGAAAACAUCGAACCAGUGUGCUCUUUGCUGGGGGCACUGGUCCAAAGGAUCAAAACACGAUGUUACUCCGAAGACAAAGUCCUAUGGGGCCAGCAGUCAUUGGAGCAGCUCCUGGGAUGCAUGGGACCAAGAUUGGGAAGCCUGGGAACCAGAUUGGGACGAUACCGAAAGUGUGGGAGCAUCGUCACACUCCUCACGAGGACGCCACAAUCAGACGUCAGGCUAUUCCCCAAGGAGCAAAGGUGGUUCUGCUUCGCUACCUGCAUGGCCUACAUGGAGCAAUCCGGAAACGGUGGUCUCCCCCUUCCAGUCAUCCCAAUCCAGCAGGAACAAUACCAUGCAAGAGAUGGCUGUGCACCUCAGGCAAGCUUUCAGAGAUCAAGAAGCCCCUGCCGAUGUUCAGGCCUUUCUCGAAAAGGCGGAGAAGGAGUACAGCCGAAACAAUAUCAAAUCGUUACAGGCUGCUACAAAAAGUCUGGACCAUGCUCAGAAGGCCCUAAGGGAUGCGGUGAGUGCCAAGAAGGACCACCGUCUUCAAUGGACGAAGCACGUUGGGGAAGGAAUCAAGAUCUGGGAGGCUCAGCUAGAGAGCUACAGAGUUCAUCAAGCAACCCUCUCAGAACAUGCAGCCCGUGCAAGGGCAGAGAUCGAGACCUCCAGGCGUAUCCUCAAAGAGGUCAGCGAGAACUCUGUCAAAGAAGGGCAUCUCUCCAUCCCGCAACCCAUUCAGGAGGAGACAGAGGAUGUGGGCACGGACAACGUUGUCGAUUCGGAAGAACAAAAGCUGCGCGAUCAGUUACAGGGUGUUCUCAAUGCUUGUGCAGGAUCCCUUGGGUUACAGGUCGCGGCAGCGGAGCAACAAGUUCAGGAAGUUUCAGACGACGACAAAGAUCAAGCACCGCAUCACAAGCGUCAGAGGUCAGUCGAGCCAGCGAAGCCUGGCACAUCUGCCCUGAAACAGUGA